CCUUUUCCCCACGUGAGCCUCCAUCGAAGCACCACGCGCAGCAAGAAUAACCCGGCUGCUUACGAGAGCUGUAUCAGGUCACUGUGAGAAACAGCAGCAAACCCGCUCUGGACCAUUAAGUAAUUGCCGUAAGGACACGGCGGAGCGGAUCACAGUAGCCUCAGGUCCAGACGGCGCGAGGAAGAUGGCGGACGACCCCAGCGCAGCGGAUAGAAACGUGGAAAUUUGGAAGAUUAAGAAGUUGAUCAAAAGCCUCGAGGCGGCUAGAGGAAAUGGCACCAGUAUGAUUUCCCUCAUCAUCCCUCAUAAGGAUCAGAUCUCACGUGUGGCGAAGAUGUUGGCCGAUGAGUUUGGCACUGCCUCGAACAUCAAGAGCAGAGUCAACAGACUGUCUGUGUUGGGAGCCAUUACCUCAGUACAGCAGAGACUCAAACUGUACAACAAAGUGCCUCCCAAUGGCCUGGUGGUGUAUUGUGGCACCAUAGUGACAGAGGAAGGCAAAGAGAAGAAAGUCAACAUUGAUUUUGAGCCUUUUAAACCAAUCAACACAUCCUUGUAUUUAUGUGACAACAAGUUUCACACUGAGGCUCUUACAGCACUGCUGUCAGAUGACAGUAAGUUUGGCUUCAUUGUAAUUGAUGGUAGCGGCGCCCUUUUUGGGACUUUACAAGGCAACACGAGGGAGGUGCUGCACAAGUUUACCGUGGACCUGCCCAAAAAGCACGGUAGAGGAGGUCAGUCGGCUCUUCGAUUUGCUCGUUUAAGAAUGGAGAAAAGACAUAACUAUGUGCGUAAAGUUGCAGAAACGGCUGUGCAACUGUUUGUGUCCAAUGAUAAGGUCAAUGUGGCAGGACUGGUGCUCGCCGGAUCAGCCGACUUCAAGACGGAGCUCAGCCAGUCAGAUAUGUUUGAUCCGAGAUUACAAGCGAAGGUUCUGAAGUUGGUUGACAUAUCGUACGGAGGAGAGAAUGGAUUCAACCAGGCCAUUGAGCUCUCAGCAGAAGUGCUGUCCAAUGUUAAAUUCAUCCAAGAAAAGAAACUAAUAGGCCGAUAUUUUGAUGAGAUCAGUCAGGAUACAGGGAAGUACUGUUUCGGGGUUGAAGACACACUCAAAGCGCUGGAGAUGGGAGCAGUGGAGAUUCUUAUAGUUUAUGAGAACCUGGACACCAUGCGUUAUGUUCUACGUUGUCAUGGAGAAAACAUUACACCGGAAAAUGAUGAAAAGACACUCUACUUGACACCAGAACAGGAGAAGGACAAGUCUCAUUUCACUGACAAAGAGACUGGUCAGGAGCACGAGCUGAUCGAGAGCAUGCCGCUGCUUGAGUGGUUUGCCAAUAAUUACAAGAGAUUUGGGGCCACUCUGGAAAUUGUUACAGACAAGAGCCAGGAGGGAUCACAGUUUGUGAAAGGCUUUGGAGGCAUUGGUGGAAUUUUGCGGUACCGGGUGGAUUUCCAAGGCAUGGAGUACCAGGGAGGAGAUGAUGAAUUCUUUGAUUUAGAUGACUACUAGGUAGUCGAGACUAACACAAAAGAAAUUUCAAAAUAAGACCCCCCCCCCCCCCCCACCUACCCCGCAAACGGCAGGGGAGCGAAGGAGAUCGAAUCAGCGAAAGGGAGAAUAAGAAUUUGAAAAGAUGGCAGGUGUUUCCCUGGCUUUAGAAAUGCAAUGAUCUCUGAACUGGAAGAGACUGAGUUUUCUUCUCUCCACUGCUUACCGGGUCAUCACAACAACAUGGCCUUGGCCUGUUUGCCUGUUCUGCCUCAGCUCUUCACAACACCUACUUUUUCUUCCCCCCUAAUCUCACUCCUUUCUUCCUUUUUAACUCUACUUUUAUAAUGGCAUCUGCUGCUGUUGUAUUUUAUUCCAAAUGUAUUAUAUUUUCUCUUAUUCAGUAUAUGAAGAAAGCAGUAGCAAACUAUUAGGUCUGUGCUGCUUGCAUCGCCACCUAAAGCCCAUUGCUAGGCCUGCAUUUUAAUUUCCUAGUCAGCCCAGACAUAAUUUGUUGCCUUGUUUCUGCUGUAAACCAGUGGUGGUGGUGAUGCACUCUGAGCCAGUGGUACACCCUGAUCCUCACAUUGCAUUGUUCCCACAUUGAAGUGGUUUCUUGCCCUCAAAUGGACCAUUAUAGUAACUGGACCCAUACCCCUGUGCUACAGAACUUCCGCCAUGAAGACCGAGAACUGUCUUUCUCCGUACAUUUCCCUCGCUAGUUUUCCUCAGCCCACAGGAGAUGCAAAUUCUCAAAAUAAACUACAUAUGAGUGCCUGAAUUUUGCUGUUUGUGAGAGAUGACAACACAGUGUACCAGCAUCUGAACCCCAACUUCAGCCUGCUGCUGUUUCAGAACAUAAAGUCUUAGCUUGAGCCUUCAGCUCUCAUUGGCGGCUUCUUUGUCAGAAGAACACAUGCAUGGAAAUGUCCGUUUGGACUGAUUAAGGGGUGUGGGUUACUGUGAUAACUGAUGUGAGUAUGCCAGUUCGGCCGUUUAAGUCCCGUUUAGAGGUCAUAUCCCCUGAGCCUGUGAUCAACCACACAAAGCUCUAAUUUCUUUCCAUUUUGCCCAGUCACAUUGUAACAAGAGAUUGGUUUUAGAAAAAGAUAGCUAAUGCAGGUAAAUGACAUUUUUGGACCUUGAAUAAUUGUGGGAUGGAUGGUGUUCUAGCACCUGCUAAAAUUAACUGGAAAUAGACAAACUAAUAAUGUAAAAGGAGAAAAAAAAUGAUCAAAGACCCACAGUAUUUUAACAUAUGUUGUAUAUUUUCUUUGAUGCAUCACUAUUUUGUAUAAAUCAUUUGUUACAUCUGGACAGACAUUAAACGUUCUCAUUGUUUGCAAA
This is a messenger RNA of Xyrauchen texanus (razorback sucker), 2839 nucleotides long. RefSeq names its product eukaryotic peptide chain release factor subunit 1. Gene Ontology annotation, cellular component: translation release factor complex; cytosol. Gene Ontology annotation, biological process: cytoplasmic translational termination. The record is from RefSeq and is a predicted model, not a curated record. Gene Ontology annotation, molecular function: sequence-specific mRNA binding; translation release factor activity, codon specific. The coding region runs from base 185 to 1513 and encodes 442 amino acids. The transcript is spliced from 11 exons. NCBI's taxonomy places the organism in Eukaryota, Metazoa, Chordata, Actinopteri, Cypriniformes, Catostomidae.